Molecule: messenger RNA, 3180 nt
Organism: Aspergillus nomiae NRRL 13137
Lineage: Eukaryota; Fungi; Ascomycota; Eurotiomycetes; Eurotiales; Aspergillaceae
Exons: 4
Coding region: 1-3180 (1059 amino acids)
Biological process (GO): nucleolar large rRNA transcription by RNA polymerase I
Cellular component (GO): RNA polymerase I core factor complex
Molecular function (GO): RNA polymerase I general transcription initiation factor binding; RNA polymerase I transcription regulatory region sequence-specific DNA binding
Source: RefSeq, a predicted model, not a curated record
AUGCGAUUGCGUAGAUCCUCGAAACCAAAGUUUAUACUAGGCAGUGAAUCCGCCAUCGAAGGUGCAUCUGCUGAUGUGAGAGGUGGACGCAUGCCACUAGUCGAUAAUGAGGGUUCGAAAGAAGAAGUCAUGAUGAGUGCCACGUCUAGUUCUGAUAUCAUUCGCGUUUUGGUCAUAAACAAGGGCUUGUACAUAUCGUUAGGAGCCAAGAGAACCCCGAUGGAUGAACAUUCUACCAGUGCUCUACAGUAUGGGCACUUGGGUAAAGCGAUAUACCGUCCGGAGACACAGAUUUGGGAAUUCCCUCGGACACUGACUCCGCCACCUCGUAUAACCUUCGCUGGGGCAACAAAGACUACUAUCACAUCGCCCCUUACAGCACCACAAUCAUCACAGAUCGAGAAUAAAAGUCUCAUGCCAAAGGUUUACCCUGAACUUACAGCAUGCUGGCCGCUCGUUAACAAUGAGACUCUCUCCCAUACCAUCACAACUACAAGCGAAAUAUGCGACCCUUUAGUCUCCUCACUCCUAGACCUGGGGUAUGCAGUCGACCUCGAGAACGAUGAGCCGGGGAGCCGAACUGUUCCGAUCGCAGUAGUUGCGUCUGGGGAGUGUGGCAAUGCUAUUUCUUUUUACAAACUAGACGAAGAUUGUGUGGACUUGAAACUGGAUGCAACAGUCCGUAUGCGUGUUCCCUCCAUCAAGGAAACCGGAGGUGCCGAGUGGUCUGCACGAGGUGCCCCUGUUCGUCAGAUAUGUUUUGCGCGCACCGUGGAAGAGAAGCCAACGUGGAUGGCGGCUCGAUUUCCUCAUUCUACCUUGGUGUUUCGGCCACUCCAUCAUAGGACGCCUGUUCCUGCUCACAUAUGCCACAACAGCGAUCAGAUAUUGCCAAGCAGACCCCGUAAUUCCCGCCUCGAUGCAAAUCCAUUGGUGGAAAUAUCCAAUUCCCAAACCGGCGGCUCUACACAUGCAGCUGUGACUUUCAAUCCGUGGUACCAGAAGCAAAUUGGCAUUGUUGACGAGAGGGGAAACUGGAGCAUUUGGGAAAUAUCUGGUCGCCAUAGACAAAAUAAAGGUAAUUGGACUGCUACAUGCGUCAAAUCUGGCGCACUGCCAUGGCUAGAUCUUUGUGACAGCCAUGAUAUGGACGGUUAUCCUCGACAUGAUGGAUGGGCGACCAUAGAGUGGGUUGGAGAUGUCAAUAGCUUUGUUGUCGCUGAUAGGCGUUGUCCCAUGCUCUAUCGGAUGGAAGACGACCAGGCAUGCCCUUAUCCUAUAGAGCUUGGUCUGAAAAAAAAGUCAGAGUGGAUCUUGGAUGUUAAGCGGAGCGCCUGCAACGUAUCCAAUAUCUUCAUUCUAACGACAUCACGGGUCUUCUGGUUUGAUGUCAACACUGACUUGGUUGUAUCCCCUAAAGAUGGGACAAAGCCUUCCCUCUUUCCUCGCUUGUCCUGGUGUCACUUUCGAGAUCCGGAAGACACCACUUUGCAAUUGACACAUCUGCCCAUAUAUGAGGACCUCUAUCUUGUGCUAUACUCAAGGCUAAGCCACGUUGCACUAGCUUUCUAUUGUCCCGCAGUAUCCUCCGGCCACGAAGACAUAGAACCUAUGCCCGAUCCCUAUGUUUUAGACAUCCCGCUGGGGUCUGAAUAUAACGUCGAGUCUCAACCUAGUACUGCACAUUUUUCAUCGCUUGUUUUCAAAAAUAUCAUGCAUCUACCAUCGACGGCUGGGAGAAAAGACUAUGAUCCGGGUCUAAAGCUUAUAAAGCUUUUCGUGUUAGACUCGCGCCUAUCUAUACAUGAGUCAAUAUAUGUUGGACCUUCCGAUAACGGUGCCUCAUAUAGGCAAGACCUGGAAAAAGAUAUCAUCCGGUUGAAAAGACGCUACCCAACGACACGCCAAAGGCAGUUGCAUUCAUCUCUGUCUUACGGGGAUUUCAUAGUUGAUGACUGCGACGAGUCUGUAGUGGGCCCUGGAACGCCUACUCUGCCAGAUACUGGGAUUUCUAAUAUUUCACCACUUGCAAUUUCCCAAUGGACAAUCGACUUCUCGCAUGCUUACGAGGUUGCUGUUGGGAGGCUCGUGGUUUCGCCAGGGAGCGAUUCCAGUCAGAGGCAUGGGAAAAGCCUCCCGGAGUCUCUCGAACAGUUGAAAAGAAAGAUUCCUGUAAUCCCAGAGAGCCAAUUGACUAGUCAGACUCUGCUUGAAAUCCUUGGCCGCAGCUUGUCAUUGGAUGAUGUUGACCAGAAUGCACAGGAUGUCGAGGACUUGCUAUCUGCGCUCUUAACAGACAACGCAUACACCCACAAACACCAACAACUUGUCAUGCAAUUACCUGGCCAUCUAAGUUCACGAUCUACCAAUCCUGUUCAAUCAACAGAGCCUUUUAAGUCUGGCCUGAUAGAGAUAUAUGACCAAUCAGUCAAUGAUUGGCUUACCCUGUCUCAUAAUAUACCCGUUCGCGCACGGAUCACAAAGGAGAAAAUUAUCCGAAAUGUUGCAGCAGAUUUUGCCCUGGCACGGGUCGCCGCAGCACGUAGGAUAGAUCACGAAUCAAAUAGAACUAACUCACAAUCAUCAAAUCAAAAGGAGGGUACGUCACCAUCCGGUUCGAGAUUUACCUCGAAAUCCAGGAGCGGGAAACACACACUCUUCCCGCCUGUCACCGCUGGAGAAAGUGACUGGAGUAGCUUCGCAACCGAAGGCCAUGAAACAUCUGAUGUAAAACCGGGAUCUCUUAACUCCACCCUAGCUGCUUUUACCAGUUUCAAUACUGACCCAAAGCGGUUUGUGUCUCCAAACGUGACAAGUAUAUUACAACACUGGCAACCGGGGGCAGACCCAGCUACGUAUGACUGGCAAAGAACUGUACAAGCGCUGGAACUGGAGGAAUCGCAUUGGGACACUAAAGAUACGACUCCAAAGCGCCGAUUGAAGAAAAAGAAAGUAGACUCUUUCGCCCCUCGUCCGGUGACAUCUACAGCACCUACUGUCCGAGAAUGGGGCAGCCAGCCCGAGAUCAAUGAGCAGCCCAUGGUGCGACUUCAGAGCAGUCAGGUCUUGGAUGAUAACCUUCCCAUGACCCAAGUCGAGCGAGGGGCGUUUGGCGGUCGAGAACCUGGGAGGAAAAGUACUGUGAAGGCUAAAAAGAAGAAGCGACCGGCUGGCUUUUAG